UCUGUUGAAGUUGAAGUGCCGUGCGACGCGCCAUAUCUGAAGACCGUUUUAAACUAUUCGCUACUUUUUUUUAUCAUAUUAUACCGCGUCGGCGUGUUAGCUGGUACCUACUCGUGUUGCGCUAAACUUGUCUGUGGCCUGUGCUAGUGUAGACUUGUAGUCGCAGACUGCAGUGGUACCUACGUUUUUCGUUAUCCUCCAUGUUUGACCUGGUUGUUCCGAUUGUCAUUUCCCGUUUUGCACUCACCACGUUUUGACAACGYCAGCGACCGUUGCGAAUCCAAUCCACGUUUGACUGCUGACAGAACCUCGACAAGAAUCCACCAACGCAAUGGCRGAUAUGAAUCCCAAAAGAUCAUCUGAUGGAGUUGAACACUGGAAAUCUAUCAAUUUUUAUUGGAGUUUGGUAAUGUACAUUACUCGUAAUGUACUAAGAAUUUUUUUCUCUAUUGCAGCAUGUAUAAUGUUCCAAAUCAGUUCAUGGCUUAAAAUUUUAUCUGAUUAUCUUAAAACAACUGAAAAGGCUGAAGAUUUACCUGAGAAAACUAUUGAAAAUAGGUGCAAUGUUAAUUCUUCUUCUAAUCACACCAAUAAAAAUGAAGAGCUAAAAGCAGUAUUUAAAGUUAUCAAUGAUACUGAUAAUGAAUUGAUCGACAAAGAGUGUAAUUUAUAUUCCAAUCACAUCAGCAAAAAUGAAGARCAAAAAGAAGCAAAUAAAGUUAUUGGUAUGAAUGGUUUAAUUGACAAUGGGAUUAAAAAUCAUGAAAAUCAAAAUGAAGAAGACUAUUGUAUAAAAGUAGUAAUGUCUGAUACUGAAAAUAAAUUGUUAAACCAAGAGUAUAAUUAUCAAUCUGUUUUGGACCAUAAUAUAGUUACAGAACAACAAAUAGUAAAUGGAGCUUUUACUAAUAUUGUAAAUUACAAAUUAAGCGAAGAGUCUGAUUCUCAAUACUAUGAAAAUGAACAAAAAAUUAUUACUUGCGAGGACAUUGGAUCUGCAAGAGUUAGAAAAAAACAUCCUAUCAAAAAUACUGCAAUGUUAUUAAUAACUAAAACAAUGAAUGAAAACAAAUUAAAGGACAAACAAUUCAAGUUAGAAAACAAAUUGAAUAAAGACAAGAUUGCAAAAAAUAACAUUGACCACUGUGAAAUGGAUGAUGGCAGAAAUCCGAUUACAAAGACUCAAAUGAUCACAAAACAAAAUGAUGUCCACUGGAAAGAUUUUGAAGAUUUUGAUAAUAGUAAACCAAAUUCAAAGACUGAACAUGUUUCUUCUAAGUUCAGUAUUAAUAGAAAAUUAUUAUUAAGGACCCCAUCAAAUAAUAGUGAAUGUCGAGAUAAUCAUGACGGCACUGAGAACAGAAAACCAUUCUCAAAGACUGAAAAUAUGACCACAAAAGAACCAGCCAGUGAAGGCUGGAAAGAUAACGAUAAUCAUGAAUUCAAAAAACCUAUUACAAAAAUUGAAAAUAAUAUGUUAAAUAUAUAUGAAGUGGAAGAUGACAUAUUUGAUUUACCUUCUAAAUUUUCUUUAGCACAUUGUAUUUGUGAAGAUUUUCAUAACUCUAUGGGCAUGACAGCUGAUUUUAAGUUCAAAUUUGGUAAAAUUGGUGCAUUAAUGGAUCAACAUUUACGUGUGAGUGAUGUCGGUCAUAUUAUACAUAAUGAGCAACAUGUAUUUUAUUUAGUCAUAAAAAAAAAAGUGGUACAAAAACCAUUAUUAUCUAGUUUAGAAAUAGCUUUGUAUAAUUUACGUAGUAAAAUGAAUGGCCUUAAAUUAACAAAAUUGGCAAUUCCAAAGUAUGGAUUAGACACAUUUGAUAUGACGGAAGUGAAGAAACUGAUUUCAAAAAUAUUUAAAUUAUCCAAUAUUGAAGUAACUUUAUGCCUGGCAUCACCAAAGUUAGAUAUACAACAAUUCAAUCCACCAAAAGUAAAUUUUACUUAUAAACAACUGUGGGAGAUGGAGAAACAAACUGAUUUAAUACUAUUUAUAGAUAUAAACACGGUGUACUCAGAGAAUUGGAAUGACAUAGUUUUUGAACAUAUUAAUGCUAAAUUCCCAUUUAAAGAAAAAUUGUUAGAAGAUAUUAAUGUUAAACCAAUGACUCAUGGUGAUUUACUGAUCUACAAAGUUGACAGUGAAGUAUUGUUUUGUUUGUUCCUCAAACCUUAUGAUCAAAAUCCUAUGUACUUUAGAAGUCUCGAAAAAGCUUUUCAAGAGAUGAAAUCACAAUUAACUGGCUAUAGAUAUCUUGGAAUUCAACAAGAGCCAAUAAGUUAUAAACCUUCCCAACACAUUUUACCACGUAUUUUAUGUGUGCUAAAAUCAGUGUUUAGUGUUCAAAAUGCUGAAAUUUGGGUUUGUGGUGAUACUGAGCAACAUAAAACAUAUAAUUAUCAACAAUAUAAAAAAGUUGUUAAUGAUGUCAUUGAUCUGAAUCAAAAACGAAAUUCAAAACCAAGCAAUAAGUCUAGACAUAGAUUAGAAAAAAAAAAACAUAGUGCRAAUAGCAAUAACAGUAAACAUGAUUUAUCAGAAAAAUAUUGCAGUAAAAACACAUCAGAUGUCAACGUUGUUACAUAUCUAAACCGAGAACCAAUACCUGUUGAUAAUUACAUAACAGAUGUUUUAGUUGGAUUUGUACUUGAAAGUUAGUUAGGAUUACAUAAUUGAGUCAACCUAAUAUUAUGGCCAAUAUUUUC
This is a messenger RNA of Diuraphis noxia (Russian wheat aphid), 2706 nucleotides long. RefSeq lists its product as uncharacterized. Lineage: Eukaryota; Metazoa; Arthropoda; Insecta; Hemiptera; Aphididae. The record is from RefSeq and is a predicted model, not a curated record. Gene Ontology annotation, biological process: peptidyl-glutamate ADP-deribosylation.